Messenger RNA from Rhinichthys klamathensis goyatoka, 423 nucleotides. It is a transcript of the gene polr2ea, whose product is annotated as RNA polymerase II, I and III subunit E, a. Gene Ontology annotation, biological process: DNA-templated transcription. Gene Ontology annotation, molecular function: DNA-directed RNA polymerase activity; DNA binding. Lineage: Eukaryota; Metazoa; Chordata; Actinopteri; Cypriniformes; Leuciscidae. Gene Ontology annotation, cellular component: RNA polymerase I complex; RNA polymerase III complex; RNA polymerase II, core complex. The annotation marks the transcript as partial. The record is from RefSeq and is a predicted model, not a curated record. The transcript is spliced from 3 exons.
GACUAAUUAAAGGCACGCGCGCGUGGUUUGAAAGCGGAGUGUCUUGGGAUUGUUUGAUCAGGAACACACGCGCUAAUGGACGAUGACGAGGAGGCUUAUCGAUUAUGGAAAAUUCGUAAGACCAUAAUGCAGCUCUGCCAUGAUCGGGGGUUUCUGGUGACCCAGGAUGAGCUGGACCAGACCUUGGACGAGUUCAAGGCUCAGUUCGGGGACCGUCCCAGCGAGGGUCGACCCAGACGGACCGAUCUCACGGUUCUGGUCGCUCACAACGACGAUCCCACCGACCAGAUGUUUGUUUUCUUCCCAGAGGAGAUGAAAGUGGGCAUCAAGACCAUUAAGAUGUAUUGCCAGCGGAUGCAGGAGGAAAACAUCGCGCGGGCCAUUAUCGUGGUCCAGACGGGCAUGACCCCAUCUGCUAAACAG